Sparassis crispa is the source of this 1644-nucleotide messenger RNA. Its product is annotated as Aldehyde dehydrogenase 5, mitochondrial. Gene Ontology annotation, molecular function: malonate-semialdehyde dehydrogenase (acetylating, [NAD(P)+]) activity; methylmalonate-semialdehyde dehydrogenase (acylating, NAD+) activity. Gene Ontology annotation, biological process: L-valine catabolic process; thymine catabolic process. NCBI's taxonomy places the organism in Eukaryota, Fungi, Basidiomycota, Agaricomycetes, Polyporales, Sparassidaceae. The record is from RefSeq and is a predicted model, not a curated record. Gene Ontology annotation, cellular component: mitochondrion. The transcript is spliced from 17 exons. Bases 1 to 1644 code for a protein of 547 amino acids.
AUGCCAGCAAAGCUACCCCAUGUGCGUCAGAUCCACGGCGUGAGGAGGUCGUUCGCGACCGCAGUUUCGCGACCGCCUCUCAGUGCACUCAGCUCUGUCGCUCGCGCGAAGGCGGAGCAGAUCUCAGCAGAGUGGAAGGGCACGAGUGCAAGCGGCGGGAACACCAAAAACUUCGUCGGCGGCGAGUUCGUCGAGAGCCAGACGUCAGAGUGGAUUGACGUUGUUGACCCAGCGACGCAAACGUUGUUGACCCGCGUGCCGGAGACGACCUCCUCGGAGUUUAAGCAGGCGGUCGAUGCUGCCUCAGAAGCGUACAAGACUUGGAGCCGGUCGAGUGUUCUUACCCGCCAGCGAUUCGUCCUGGAGUUGCAGCAUUUGCUACGCAAGAACGCUGAUGCCGUUGCGAACAGCAUUGUUUUGGAGCAGGGAAAAACUAUUGCAGAUGCCCAAGGUGACCUGCUCCGCGGACUUCAGGUUGUCGAGAGUGCCUCUGGAAUUGCUACCGCUCUCCUGGGUGAUACAAUUGAAGUGAGCAAGGAUAUGGAUACUUCAACUCGUCGUCUUCCAUUGGGCGUGUGUGCCAGCAUCGCACCCUUCAAUUUCCCGGCCAUGAUUCCGCUUUGGACCAUUCCCAUGGCCAUCGCGACCGGCAACACGCUCAUCGUGAAGCCGUCGGAGCGUGAUCCAGGCGCAGCCAUGAUUAUUGCAGAGUUAUGCCAACGUGCGGGUCUGCCCGCAGGCGUGCUUAAUGUGGUGCAUGGAACCGUUCCGACGGUGAAUGCAAUAUGUGAUAAUUCCUCAAUCAGAGCGAUCAGCUUUGUGGGUGGAGACCGUGCGGGUCGGCACAUCUAUGAACGGGGACGAAAGACUGGCAAGCGGGUUCAGGUCAAUAUGGGUGCAAAAAAUCAUGCGGUGGUCAUGCCUGAUGCGAACAAGAACCACACGCUUAACUCGCUUGUCGGCGCCGCAUUUGGCGCUGCUGGACAACGAUGCAUGGCCAUCUCUGUCGCUGUGUUGGUCGGUGAUUCUCAAGGGUGGCUGCCGGAGCUUUGCGAGCGCGCCCUGAGACUCAAAGUCAAACAAGGGUUUGAGCAGGGUGCUGAUCUAGGUCCGGUCAUCUCUCCGGCCGCCAAAAGGCGUAUUACUGGAUUGAUAGCGUCGGCCGAAGAGCAGGGUGGGGGGAUCAUCCUCGACGGGCGCGACCUGGAAGUACCCGGCUAUCCAGACGGCAACUGGGUUGGACCCACUGUUAUUGAGGCUACGGCCGACAUGAGGUGCUACCGCGAGGAAAUAUUCGGCCCCGUGUUGAUCGUCCUCAAGGCAGACACUCUGGAUGAUGCACUUGCGAUCAUCAACGCUAACCCGUACGGUAACGGCACAGCCAUCUUCACUCAGAGCGGGGCUACUGCACGUAAGUUCGAGCGUGAAGUUGAGGUCGGCCAGGUGGGCAUCAAUGUGCCCAUCCCAGUGCCGUUGCCCAUGUUCUCGUGGAGCGGGAAUAAGGCGAGCUUUUUGGGUGACGUGCCCUUCUACGGCAGAAGCGGUAUCGACUUCUAUACUCAGAACAAGACGACCACUGCACUGUGGAAAGCAGAGGAUGCUAUCGGCAACAAGGCGUCUGUCGACAUGCCGACCCACCACUGA